Messenger RNA from Clunio marinus, 249 nucleotides. NCBI's taxonomy places the organism in Eukaryota, Metazoa, Arthropoda, Insecta, Diptera, Chironomidae. The record is from the annotation of a GenBank genome assembly.
AUGUCUUUUGUGAUGAUUGAGCUUCCCAACUGGGAAUUAAAAGCCUCAAGACAAACUGCUUCCAUUGCUUUAUGCUUUAUAAUCUCUUUUAACCUUAUAAAUCAAACUUCAAUAUUGUGGAAAAGGAAAUGUUGGCACAUAAACACAGUUGAGCGACUUUCCAAAGGAUUCAAACCACAUGAACGAGUAAUUCCUAGAGUUUCAUUCAGUUCAUCGCAUCAGUUGGUCUUCCAUUGUCCAGUCCCUUAA